Passer montanus (Eurasian tree sparrow) is the source of this 1735-nucleotide messenger RNA. RefSeq names its product dynein axonemal intermediate chain 7 (gene DNAI7). Gene Ontology annotation, cellular component: axoneme. The record is from RefSeq and is a predicted model, not a curated record. NCBI's taxonomy places the organism in Eukaryota, Metazoa, Chordata, Aves, Passeriformes, Passeridae. Gene Ontology annotation, molecular function: microtubule binding; beta-tubulin binding.
AGGGGCCUGGGAUACGGCUUACGUGGUGGGAUGGGGAAGGAUGAGGUGGUGGAGUAAAGCGGGAUGUUCCUUGUUAGCUACCCAAGUCCCAGGAGGUGGGAAAAAGGCUUUGAGGCUGAAAGAAGCACCUGAAGGACGAGUUAUCUUUUGUGAGAGCCCCGAUGGUCCAAAAGCAAAAAAAAAGGGAAAAUCUAAGAAAGAAAAGGAAGCAAAGCUGAAAGCUGAAGCCCUAUUACGAGCUCAACAAGAAGAAGAAGAGAGACUUGAAAGGGAGAGACUGUAUCGAGAGCACUUGGAAAAGCUUGAGGCAAAGUAUCAAGGAGAGAGGGAGUCUGAACUAGCAGAACUUAAUUCACUGGAACUGAAGUUUCUUUCUGCACAGCAGUGGAAAAUGGAUUACAGAGAACAAGCCAAGUGGGAGCACUACCUCAGCUGUGAUGGGACUCCUGACCCCACUGUACCUCAGGAAAUCAACACUUUCAUGAGCUUGUGGCGUGAUGACCAAGAUGAGGACAUUCAGCUUGUGAUGAAGAAAGAGGAAGUAGUGUUAAAUUUGAUUGAGAAGUUGGAGUUUCUUCUGUUGGAGGCAUCACCAGAAGAGGUCACAGACAAACAAAGAGACCAGUACCAGGAAGUUAUUCUGCAGUUGCAGGAUCUGCUUCAUCAGAAGUACAAUGAUGCUACCCAGAACCUGCUCAAAAUAGCUAGUAUGUAUGAAGAUUCUGAAACUGGGAAUAUGCACACAGUCCUAAAGGAUAAAAACAUUACUUUCUGUAUUUGGGUCAAUCUGAAGAAGAAAGAAAGGUUCAAGGACCAUGUGUUCCAGGAGGCAGGGCAUGGCUUUGAGCUGCCCAAAUCCCUGGCUCUGAGCAGCGUGGCCAUUCGCGUGCUGCACACCCACUACGACCACUUGUCUCCCCUGUGGGUGCAGUGCCAAGGGCUGCCAAGACAGGAGGCCUCAGACAGCAUGGAGUUUGCUGAGCAUCCAGAAGACACUGGGCAAGGACCAGGAGAAGAGGAGGAGAAAGGCAGGGAGGAACCCAGCGUGCCUGCUGCAGAAGAAAUGGGUUCUAAGGGGAGAAAGGAGAGUUCCACCUCACUGAAAGAGACAAGCAAUAACACAGAUGAUAUAAAAGAGACAGAGGAGGAAACUGGGAAGAAUUCAGAUAUUUUGGAUGUGCCAUCGCAAGAAGAGGAUGCCCUGCUGCAGGAGGAGCCAGGAGGCAGAGAAGAGGUGCCACAAGUUGUGGAUUUGGAGCAGCUGGUGCCCGUGGGGGGUGUGUACCACAUCUCUGCCCUGCAGCUGCCACCCCAGGCCCAGGACGUUGGGGACUGGACCAUGGUGGAGGUGAGGGAGGACAGGAAUCAGCCCCUGGUGCCCCUGAAGAGGUGCGUGAGCGAAUAUCUCACAGCAGGUUCUGCCAAAGACAACGACUGGGUUUUUAUGUUCAGUGGUGAAAAAGUACAAAACCUCAAGCUCACUGAAUCCAGUGAGGCUUUUUCAGAAGAGCUGGAAGAAGAGUCUGAAUUUCACUCCACACUCUACCAUAUGCUCAAGGAUUCUGCCAGCAAUGAAGCCAUGGAUAAAGUGGAAAGAGCUGGCUUCCUGUUUAUUGAUUCUGUGUAUCAGCUGCUUCUUGCUACCCGAGUCUUAGCAUACUCUUAGAUACUGCAUGCUUUCCUUCAAAAUUUUAUUAUCAAAAGCUUUCAAUAAAGUUACAUUUCAAGUCUUAAA